This is a messenger RNA of Neurospora tetraspora, 1531 nucleotides long. RefSeq lists its product as uncharacterized. Gene Ontology annotation, biological process: post-translational protein targeting to endoplasmic reticulum membrane. Gene Ontology annotation, cellular component: TRC complex; membrane. The transcript is spliced from 2 exons. NCBI's taxonomy places the organism in Eukaryota, Fungi, Ascomycota, Sordariomycetes, Sordariales, Sordariaceae. The record is from RefSeq and is a predicted model, not a curated record. Gene Ontology annotation, molecular function: molecular adaptor activity; protein binding. Bases 174 to 1193 code for a protein of 339 amino acids.
AGAAGCGUCCCGCGGUCCCCUCCAUACCAGUGUGCUGUAUUGUACAGACCGCCCGCAUCCAUCUUUCUUGUCAGGUCACAUCUCUAUCCCGUGUCCCAACCCAAGAGUCAAAACUUCACGACUUUCUCUCUUUUAGAUACCCCUAGAUCGACACCACUCACAUCAUAUUCAAAAUGACGACAUCAAAGCAGCGCCUCGCACUCGCCAUCUGCGACUUCCUCAACACCUCCUUGACCGACGGCACCCUCCAGGCCGACGACAAGGACAACAUCGACAUCGCCGUCAACUGCAUCGGCGAGGCCUUCGGCGUCGACCCCUCCGACAAGGCCGCCGUGACCGAGGCCAUCGGCUCCCAGAACCUGCUCCAGAUCUACUCCGUCUACGAGAAGCUCAAGCAAACCAAGCCCGCCGCUGCCUCUGCCUCUUCCUCUACCCCCUCCUCUUCCACCGCCCCUGCCAGCAGCAGCAAUGGCCCCACAGAAGAAGACAAAAAACAAGCCGAAUCGCUCAAGUCCAAAGGCAACGCCGCCAUGGCCCAAAAGGACUACCCAACCGCCAUCGACUUCUACACGCAAGCCUUGACCCUCAACCCAGGCAACGCCAUCUACCUGUCCAACCGGGCUGCCGCCCACUCUGCCGCGCGCGACCACGAGUCCGCUCGCGCCGACGCCGAGGCCGCCGUCGCUAUCGACCCCAAGUACACCAAGGCGUGGAGCCGUCUGGGUCUGGCGCGCUUCGCGCUCGGCGACGCCAAGGGCGCCAUGGAGGCGUACCAGAAGGGUAUUGAGUACGAGGGUAACGGCGGUAGUGAGGCGAUGAAGAAGGGGUUUGAGACGGCUAAGAGGAGGGUGGAGGAGUUGGAGGCUCAGGAUGAUGCGCCUGCCACUCGUGGCGCCGGCGGUGCUGGUGCGGGUGGUAUGCCUGAUUUGAGCAGCUUGGCGGGUAUGUUCGGUGGUGGUGGUGCUGGCGCUGGCGCUGGUGCUGGUGCUGGUGGCGGUAUGCCCGACCUUGGUUCCAUCAUGAACAACCCCAUGUUUGCUCAGAUGGCCCAGAACCUCAUGAGCAACCCGGAUAUGAUGUCCAACCUUAUGAGCAACCCCCGUCUCAGGGAUAUGGCGAACCAGUUCCAGGGCGGUGGCGGUCUGCCUGAUAUCUCUUCGCUUAUGAACGAUCCCAACAUUGCCGACUUGUGAGUCUGCCCCUUUAUUUCUUUUGCGUCAAGAAGUUCGAGAAUACUAACAAGAUUGAUAGGGCGCGCUCGUUCAUGGGUGGUGGCGGUGCCGGCGGUGCUGGUGGUGCUGGUGGAAGGUAACGAGCUGGUGGAACUGUUGAUGGAUGAUUUAUGAUUCUUGCAGCAUUUUUCACCCGCUUAGCUCAGGUAUAAUAUUACAAGUUGGCAUAGCAGGAGUCUACAAGCAGACAUGGAGGCCAAAAUUAAAAGCAUGCACCCUUUCGAAAGGCUGAACCGAUUAUUCAUGCUUUACAGUGUUACUGAUGCUUGAACUUCACGAGAACCCACAACGUGUCGGCG